AUGAGUGGACCUCCGAAAAAAUAUUGUAUUUUUGGUUGUGAUGCUUUAGUUGCACACGGUGUACCCCAACAUCGAUUUCCAAAUCCUGAGAAGCGUAUUGGAGACAAACAUACAGAAACUGAUCCUAAGAAAAUAUAUGCUAAUAAAAGGUUAUUCUCGACAAUUGGAUCGUGGCACCCAUCUCUACCGCUUUUGGCUAUUGGUUCAUACAAUCAGGAGAAGGGUGGAUUUGUGACCAUAUUUCAAGAGAACGGACAAGCAUUAGAAGGUUGUGAUUGGCCAACUCUUUUGUCUAACCAGGUCACUGCUUUGGCCUGGCAUCCUACAAGAAAAUUACUUGUUGUUGGUUGGGAUGGUGGAGAAUUAUAUAUAUGGCUGGAAUAUUCUUGGGCGAGACUGGAAGCACCUCAUAGUACUGCUUUAACUUCUAUAAACUUUAGCUCUGGUGGAGGAAGGUUGAUUGCAUCUGAUGCUGCUGGUUCUUUGUCAGGCUGGCAGUCGAGCUCUGGUGCCCCAUUAACAGCUUUCCAUCAGCAGCUAAGUGAUGUUAUCACACACAUAAAAUUUUGUUCUCCACAUACUAGUUCUGAAUCCUCUAUUAGAGGCCUAGCAAGAGCUGCAGUUGCUGGUGAUGAGAAUGCUUUGGAUGCUUUAGCCGCCUGGAGACCCAGAACAACUGCUAGAAUAAGAGAAGGCUUACAGCCAGACAACCAUGCAUGCUAUGCUGCUCAAGACAGUGGCAUUAUUUUGUAUAUUGAUCAUGCAGGAGAUGGUAAUGAGGUUCAGAUUUGGAUGUCCAACAAGGAAAGUGAAAUUAAAUUUUCCCUAGUGCGCACUUUCAUUUGGAAAACAGAUGUCCUUAUAUUAUAUCAUGAUAUACUAGUUGGCAUUGUCAACCCACAUGUUGAAUGUUACAAUUUAUUAGGGAAUAAGUUGGGAAUACUACCUAGCAGUGAAGGGGAAGUGGCAUAUAACCUAUCCGAUUUUGUGUUUUGUUCACUUCACACGCCAUAUGUUGUCAUUUUGACGCAACAAAGCAUAAAGCAAGUACUGAUGCAGGGAUUCGAUGACGAGAAUAAUCAGGACCCAUCAAAGUGUAAGCAAGUGUUAAACUUCCUUUACUACAUGACAACUGGUAACCUGGAGAAGGCCGUUGUAGUAGGCUCGAAAAUAACCUCAGCCGGUAAAAGUACAUUGAUAUGGGAGAAGCUGGCUAAGGUUUGCGUUUCGCGAAAACGGGCCGAUGUGGGCGCAAUCUGUUUGAGCAAAAUGGGUAACAUUAAGGGCGCGCUAAUGUUGCGUCAAGCGAUGAAUGACGACAGCAUGGACGAUACUUGUAAAGUGGCAGUGCUGGCCGUCAAUCUGGGCAUGCUUGGGGAGGCUGAACAGUUGUUCAAGGAGUCCCAUAGGCCCGACCUUAUAACGCGUUUGAAAUCGGCUAAAGAGGGCGGGCUUACCGAAAUUAUAAAUGGCGAUAACGACGGCGAGAAUGUUCUACUGAUCAAAAGUGCACAGCACAAGCUGGCAAAAGUGCUGUGGGCCAAUGGGGAAACUGGAGCCGCGCUGAAGCUCUUCGAGAGCGCUGGGACCCUAGUACCGCAUCUGCCCAGAAUGUUGAUCGCGCAAGGGCAGGCGCCAGUGCUUGAGCAAUACGUGACGAACUCAAACGACAGCAAACUCAUAGUCUGGUGGGGCCACUACCUGGAGAGCAGGAUAGAAGAAGCGGAGAAGUUGUGCCAAAAAAACUCCUCUUCAAUGUAUCAAAUGGCACGCUAUUUGGAAAUGAACAACAAGGAGCCUGAUGCCGCAGUGAAGAUGUAUAUAAAGUGUGGGGCGAUUUCGUCCGCUAUUCGAGUAGCGGCGGAGGCGAGCGCCUGGAACCUAGUAUGGAGAGCUGGUUCUGCGUCUUCGAGGCAUUCCGUAUACGCGGCCUCCAUCCUAGAAAAUGCCGGCCAGAACGAACAAGCGAUCGCGUUGUAUCAAAAAGCCGGCAAACCGCACAUGGCGUUGAAACUGGCUCUGAGCUGUGGCGACACCAACUCCUUGAUCACCGCUGUGGAAACUCUCGGUGAUCGCAUCGAUCCCGAACUAGCUCACACUUUGGCCGAACACUUGAGAAAAACCAAUCACCACUCACACGCAGCCGCGUUGCUCGCGACAGCCGGCAAGUACGAGGACGCACUGGACAUCGUGGAAGAGUCGGCGGCGCCGCUCAGCGAGGAGCUGAGCGAGCGUCUGGCGGCGCCAGCUGGGACUGAGGGGCGGGUGGCGCUGCUGAGGAGGUUGGCCGACGUGCUCGGCGCCCGGGGACUCUACCACCAGGCGGCAAAGCGACUGGCACACGCCGGCGACAAGGCGGGCGCGAUGCGUUGGCUGCUGCGCUCGGGCGACGCGGACCGCGUGGCGAUGUUCGGCGCGGCGUCCCGCGACCGCGUCGCCCAGCUGAUGGCGGCCGACUUCCUGCGGCGGCGGGCGGCGUGGCGCACGCGGCCCGACCUCGCGCGCCACAUACUGCACUUCUACACGCGCGCGAAGGCGUACGCUAAGCUGGCCGCCUUCUACGCGGAGUGCGCGCACGCGGAGGUCGAGGACUACGACAACUAUGAAAAAGCUUUGGAAGCACUAAAAGAAGCUACUCGUUGUAUAGCAAAAUCUUCAGAUCUCGAAAUUGGAUCUCAAACCAUAGCUCUACAAGAACAAUCCUCUUUUUUAAAGCGCUUUGUGGAAGUAAAAAAGCUUCUUGAGGCAGGAGAUAUAAAUGCAGGUGUUGCCAGCGGCCAACAGCUGAUUCACGCAAUAAGUGGUCGGCCAGGAUUGCUGUCUGAAGAAAAAAUACUCAAACUAUUAAUUCAGUAUGCACCCGAUCAUCACGAUGCGGACCGGCUACAGCAGCGGCUAAACACCCUGCAGCAAAAACCACAACAGGAAAGCCAGUCUACGGAUUCACCAGAAGAAAGUAUAGAAGAAGUAAUU
Molecule: messenger RNA, 2973 nt
Organism: Iphiclides podalirius (scarce swallowtail)
Lineage: Eukaryota; Metazoa; Arthropoda; Insecta; Lepidoptera; Papilionidae
Source: the annotation of a GenBank genome assembly